Molecule: messenger RNA, 2703 nt
Organism: Synchiropus splendidus (mandarinfish)
Lineage: Eukaryota; Metazoa; Chordata; Actinopteri; Syngnathiformes; Callionymidae
Gene: cactin
Product: cactin
Exons: 10
Coding region: 39-2501 (820 amino acids)
Biological process (GO): negative regulation of innate immune response; mRNA cis splicing, via spliceosome
Cellular component (GO): cytoplasm; spliceosomal complex
Molecular function (GO): protein binding
Source: RefSeq, a predicted model, not a curated record
GCGACAAAAAACAUUUAUGAACAUACGCUACGCUCACCAUGGGCUCUAAAUCUCGACGUCGGUCCAGAUCCAAAAGUCAAACUCGGGACCGAAAGAAUCGAUCCAAAGUAAGCAGAUCCCGGUCCCCAGAUGUAAGGAGGGGUCGUAGUCGGUCUAUGGAGAGAAAACAAGUUAGUCGAUCUCGAGGACGGUCCGACAGCGGUUCCCCUGGUCGAAGUGGUUCCGACACGGACGCGAAACAAAGACGCGGACGAUCAUCCAGCUCUGAAGCGGACAACACAAAAUCCCGCAGAAAAAGGGAACCUGAGCGUGUUAGAGCUACGUCUCGUGAGAGAAGGGACAAAAGAUCCUCAUCUUCCUCCCACUCAAGUGACAGCAGUGGUGACAGGAAACACAGACGACGAAGAAGUCGCGAUAAAGAGAGAUCUGAGCGAGACUCCAGGAAAGACAGAUGGACUGGGGGCAGCAGAGACCGAAAAGGUAAUAGAGACAAAAGCCCGGAGAAAAGAAAAAAGACACAUCGGAGCCAAGAUGCGAGAAGGCAGCGUUCAAGUUCCCCAGAUUCGUCUGACAGCUCGGGGUCCGACCCAGAGAGGAGAACAAUUAAUGAGAAGGAGGACAGGAAAAAACAGAAGGAGAUGAUGAAGUCUUUGGAGACCCCAGAAGAGAAGAGGGCAAGACGACUGGCAAAGAAAGAAGCAAAGGAGAAGAAACGUAGAGAAAAGAUGGGCUGGAGUGAGGAAUACAUGGGGUACACCAACGCUGACAACCCUUUUGGGGACAACAACCUAUUGGGCACGUUUAAAUGGCAAAAGGCUUUGGAUAAGAAAGGAAUUGGCCACCUGGGAGAAAAGGAGCUCAAAGAGAGAAACAAACAAAUCCAGGAGGAAAAUCGAAGAGAGUUACAGAAGGUGAAACAGUUGCGUCUUGAGCGGGAGCGAGAAAAAGCCAUGAGGGAAACGGAACUGGAGAUGUUGCAGAGAGAAAAAGAGGCAGAGCAUUUCAAGACCUGGGCCGAACAAGAAGACAACUUUCAUCUGCAUCAGGCCAAACUCAGGUCAAAGAUCAGGAUCCGUGAUGGUCGUGCGAAGCCCAUUGACCUUUUGGCCAAGUACAUCAGUGCAGAAGAUGAUGAUCUGGCAGUUGAAAUGCAUGAACCAUACACGUUCCUUAAUGGACUGACCGUGACUGACAUGGACGAUCUCCUUGAGGACAUCAAGGUUUAUAUGGAGCUGGAGCAGGGCAAAAACGUGGACUUUUGGAGAGACAUGACCACCAUAACUGAGGAUGAGAUAAACAAGCUUCGGAAACUGGAGGCAUCUGGAAAAGGACCGGGUGAUCGCCGUGAGGGCAUCAACACAGCUGUCAGCACAGAUGUUCAGACCGUGUUUAAAGGGAAGACAUACAGCCAGCUGCAGGCGCUGCACCUAAACAUCGAGUCUAAAAUCCGAGCCGGUGGCUCCAACUUGGAUAUCGGGUACUGGGAGAGUCUGUUGCAACAAGUGCGAGUCUAUUUGGCGAGAGCGAGGUUACGAGAGAGACACCAGGAUGUGCUACGGCAAAAACUCUUCAAGCUGAAACAAGAACAGGGAGUGGAAAGCGAACCUUUGUUCCCCAUCAUCAAGGAUGAACCGGUGACUGAAAGUAUUGACAGGAGCAGAGACGAGCCUGGCCUCUCUUCGACUUCAUCCACUGGAAGAGUGGCAGAUGCGGCAUGUGGCGGGGAGGCUGACGAACCAGGUCCAUCGACAUCAGCCGGCACCAACCGAGCGGGUGAAGACGAAGAGGGAAAAAAGGACGACGACAAGGGGGAAGAGGACAAAGGGGAAGCAGUAGAGGCUGUGUUGACAGAGGAGGAUCUAAUCCAGCAGAGCCAGGCGGAGUAUGACUCCGGCCGCUACAGUCCAGCUCUUCUGACGUCCUCAGAGAUGCCGCUUGACACUCACACCAUCACACCAGAAGAGGACGCGCACAGGUUGCAGCUAGCGCGCAGGCAGCUGCAGGCUACAGGUGAUGCCAGCGAGAGCGCCGAGGACUUCUUCGUACGCCGCGCCAAAGAAGGAAUGAACAACGACGAAGCUCAGUUCAGCGUGGAGAUCCCCGUCACCGGGAAGAUGUACCUGUGGGCCGACAAAUACCGGCCCAGGAAACCACGCUUCUUCAAUCGAGUGCACACCGGCUUCGAGUGGAACAAGUACAACCAGACUCAUUACGACUUUGACAACCCGCCGCCGAAGAUCGUCCAGGGUUAUAAGUUCAAUAUCUUCUACCCCGAUCUGAUUGACAAGCGUUCCACCCCUCAGUACUUCCUUGAGCCCAGUCCUGACAACAAGGACUUCGGCAUCUUAAGAUUCCACGCCGGACCACCGUACGAGGAUAUCGCUUUUAAGAUCGUGAACAGAGAGUGGGAGUACUCUCACCGCCACGGUUUCCGCUGUCAGUUUGCAAAUGGUAUCUUCCAGCUUUGGUUCCACUUCAAGAGGUACCGCUACAGGAGAUAAGCCCAUGAGCACCUGCAGUUUUAAAAUCAUGGAUGUACAUUUUUUUUUUUUGCAGUCUUUUGAGAUAAACGUGGUGAGAAGUGCAUUUGUCAUUGCUUUGUAAACUAUAUACCCUGUAAUAUCAACAGAGGGCGCAAGACCAUCCUCACAAACUUCCUGGUUACAGCAUCGUUUAAUAAAUAAACUAGUAAUUUGCUAAACA